AUGCACUCACCGAGCCACCAUGGUCACCAGAGAGUAUCCCGGACGAGGGUGCUCCUUCGGAUUCGGAUCUCACUUUCCGCUGCCGCUGUUGUGUUGGGAGUGGCGGCUGGCCUGAAUCUGCAAGAUGCCGCCCCGAACUUGGCCCUGCUGCAGACUCUGGGUUCUGUAUUUGCGCUUCUGGCCUUGCUGGCCACAUUCCCCUUCUCUAGAAGAGAGUUCAAGCGGUGCUGCGUGAGCGUUGGGAUCCUCGCCAAUGCCGGGGCCAUCUUGUCUCUUCUCGACGGGCAUGUGUUGAUCUCCUUGCUGUAUUUCGUUGGCCUCAGCAAUGGCAUCGUUGCACUGGCCGUCGGCCUUCCCGUGUUCAUUGCCUUGGUGGCAGUACUCAUCGAUGGCCUUGUACAUCUUCCUGCCCACGUCUGUUCCUUCCGUUCUGGCUGGGAGGUUGGAGCAGCUGCCUGGUUGGACCUUGAUGCGAAGUCUCCCGCACCAGUUUGUUGCAUCUCGCUGUCCAUCCGCGCCUGCAUCAAGGUGACCUUGCUGGCAGCGCUUGGCGGCUCCCUCGUCGCUGGGCUGUAUGCUGCGCUCCACCCGAAGCUGGCCAGAGCGCUUUCGCCUACGCUGGGACCCUUCCUGGCCUUCGCUCCGAGUCCGCCUCUGGCACUUUGCACGCUCCUGGCCUGGCCGCGCGGUCCCGCAGAGCUGAUGAACCUGUCCGCCCGCGCCCGCCUGGCCCGGUGGAACCUUGCAGUGGCCGCGUGUGGAUCCCUCUUCAUCUUUGCUGCUUGGUCCGGCAGACUGUUGGAGGUGCAUGGGACCUGGACAAGCUGCAAGAAUACGGUUGAUGAGUGCGCCGCCCUGGCUGCGCGGGGCGACUGCCAGACCGAGAGCAAGUACUUCGACUACAUGAUGGCCAAGUGCCGCAAGGCCUGCCGAGCCUGCACCGAUGUGAACUGGGGCCUGGCGGGUGAUCUCUCCAUGGCACUGCUCACGGUGCUGGUGCUGCAGACCCUGCGCUUCGCCUACUGCUUCUACGAGUCGACGCGGCAGCUGCUCCUGGCAGACAGCGGGUUGACCUCAGAUCCGCCUGAGUCACCCUUCCACGAGCUCGCUGAAGGACCAGGGCAGCGCUCGGUGCAGUAUGCAAUCGACAGUCAGCUUGAGCUUGCAGAGCCCUUAUCUGGAGCGAGCCACACAAGAUCUGACCUCAACCAGGCAGAUGCCAUGCCCGUGCGCGACACUGCGGAGCCGAGCGGCAAAAGCAAAAGCCUGGGUGGGCUAUUUGCAGCCCCCGUGGCUGCUAAGGCACCCAUCGAGGAGGAAAGUGAACGAGAGCCACUACAAGCUGUGAAUGGACAUGGCUCUCACAACACCUCGUCGCCGCAGCCCUCGUCAGGGCCACUGCCGACACUGUCGGCCGUUCGCCUGUUGGAGAUUCCGGUGGAGUCGUCUUCUGUCAGGGAAGAUGAUGGAGAGGCGAGCUUUUACGACUGCGAGUCUGUUGCUGGAGAGGACUGA
Molecule: messenger RNA, 1515 nt
Organism: Symbiodinium natans
Lineage: Eukaryota; Dinophyceae; Suessiales; Symbiodiniaceae
Source: the annotation of a GenBank genome assembly